Molecule: messenger RNA, 1789 nt
Organism: Monopterus albus (swamp eel)
Lineage: Eukaryota; Metazoa; Chordata; Actinopteri; Synbranchiformes; Synbranchidae
Product: peroxisomal N(1)-acetyl-spermine/spermidine oxidase-like
Exons: 11
Coding region: 97-1593 (498 amino acids)
Biological process (GO): spermidine catabolic process
Molecular function (GO): polyamine oxidase activity
Source: RefSeq, a predicted model, not a curated record
UACACGGCAGUAGAAGAAGAAGAAGGAACAGGAAGUUGUGUAGAUUUUGCAAGCACAGUAAAGGGCAUUAGUGCAGAAGGUGCUGUAAUAGUGAGCAUGAACUCUAAUAUAGUUAUAAUCGGAUGCGGGAUAUCGGGUAUAACAGCGGCUCGCAAGCUUGUCAGCAGCGGGUUUAAUAAUGUGCGGAUACUAGAAGCAUCGGCGAGAAGUGGAGGAAGGAUAAAAACAGCCAGAUUGGGUAAUAAUGUUGUGGAGAUCGGGGCAAAUUGGAUCCACGGGCCAUCUGAGGAGAACCCAGUGUUUUCUCUCGCUCGUAAGUACGGGCUCCUGGAUCCAGAGGCCCUCACCCCAGAGAACCAGGCUAUGGAUGUCGCAGGACACCCCCCCUGGACUCCCAAAAUCUUCUGCAGUUCAGGUCGGAAGCUGAAUGCUGAGGACCUCUAUCCUGCUGAGGAGCUCUUUGCUGAGCUGCUGAAAGAAUGCUCAGAGUUUCAUAGUCAGGGUGGAGAACCCUGCGCCAGUGUGGGAGAAUUUUUACGGACAGAGGUGCAACGACGAGCAGCAGAGAGGUGGAAAGAUAUUGAUGCAACCACCAGAUCUCUGCGACUGUGUAUGAUCAGUAACCUGUUGAAGGGCGAGUGCUGUGUUAAUGGGGCUCACAGCAUGGAUGAGGUGGGUCCGGGGGCCUAUGGUCUUUACAAGACUCUACCUGGACUGGACUGUACAUUCCCAGGUGGCUAUGAAGGGCUAAUCAAAAACAUGAUGUCGGAGCUCCCCAGUGGUUUAGUGAGCUACAAUCGGCCUGUGCGUUGUGUCCAUUGGAGCAACUCAGAGAAGAGAGAAAACCCUAUUGUGGUUGAGUGUGACGAUGGGGAGAGGAUCGCUGCUGAUCACGUCAUUGUCACUGUACCUCUAGGAUACCUGAAGAAGCACCGUUCAACUCUGUUCCGUCCUCCUCUCCCUCUACACAAGCUGCACUCCAUCCAGAGACUGGGCUUUGGAACAAACAAUAAAAUAUUUGUGGAGUUUGAUUCACCAUGGUGGGACGCUGACUGUGAUAUCAUCUGUCUUGUGUGGGAAGAUGAGGAUGUCCUGGUGGACCAGGUGCCAGAUGUUCAGAGACCCUGGAUAAAGAAGUUGUUUGGCUUUACUGUGCUCAAACCCACUGAAAGGUAUGGCCAUGUUCUGUGUGGCUGGAUUGCUGGGCAUGAGUCCGAGUAUAUGGAGACGCUGUCUGAACAGGAGGUCACACAGGCCAUCACACAGCUUAUUCGUAGGUUUACAGGUAACCCUGUCAUCACCCCGAGGAGAAUCCUGCGUUCCCAGUGGUUUCAUGACCCCUGGACACAUGGAUCCUACAGUUACCUUGGAAAAGGCUGCUCAGCACAGGACUUGGAGAACAUGGUGGAGCCCCUGCCUACGAAGGGAUCACAGUCACAACCCCUACAGGUGUUGUUUGCUGGAGAGGCUACUCAUCCCUCCUUCUUCUCUACCGUCCAUGGAGCUCUGCUCACAGGGUGGAGAGAAGCCGAUCGACUCAUCUCUCACUACUCCUCCGUUAGUCCCUCUCAGCCAGCCACGUCAAAACUUUAAAAUAAUGCUGCUUUGACAAAAAGAGAUCUACCACUUUUUCAGACUAUAAUCUCAGAGUUUAAUUGGAGCAUUGUGUGUGAGCGGUUUAACUAAAUCAGAUGUUAUACAGUGGAUUUCAGGGCAGACAGCUCAGACGGGCAAUCAAGACAAGUGAUCAAUACAGUAUUGAAAUGAAUUAAAGCUACACCUGAAUGGC